AUGUUUCGAUUAAAUAAUGUGAGACAUUUUUUAAAAAGUAAAAUUAGGUUUAGUGGUGGAAAGCAACAUCCAAAAUGGGUUGUUAAGGAUAAAGAAAAAUAUAAUAUUUUUACUUAUGAUAAUUCAUACUAUGGGGAAAAUUUUAGAUAUAAUAAUUUUAUAUUACAUUUAAGAUCAUACAAAUAUUAUAUUGAUUAUAUCAUUGAAAACAUUUACAGAACGCUUAAAAAUUGUGCAACAUUUUUCUUUAAUCCAAUAAAAAAUAUUAUAUUAAAACACAACCCUGAUAUUCGUUAUCAAUUAGUAGCUCUUAUGGCCUUUUUUGGAACAACAUCUGCCAUAACAUGUUAUCACAAUAAUAUUUAUCAAAAUAUAAUAGAUGUAACAAAUAUGUUGGAAUUAGGAGUAGUAGAUGAUAUGAAAGAAAAUAAUUUUUUUGAUACACAAAGUGAACUACAAAAUAAAAAUAUCGAGGAUU
Messenger RNA from Plasmodium reichenowi, 478 nucleotides. RefSeq lists its product as hypothetical. The annotation marks the transcript as partial. NCBI's taxonomy places the organism in Eukaryota, Apicomplexa, Aconoidasida, Haemosporida, Plasmodiidae. The record is from RefSeq and is a predicted model, not a curated record. The transcript is spliced from 2 exons.